Molecule: messenger RNA, 1131 nt
Organism: Adineta steineri
Lineage: Eukaryota; Metazoa; Rotifera; Eurotatoria; Adinetida; Adinetidae
Source: the annotation of a GenBank genome assembly
AUGGAAGAUAUUAUUAUUUCACUGGAACCAGCAUUUCAUCGUGUUGAACGUUUUAUUUUAUGGAAAAAUCGUUAUGCAAGUUUACUUGCAUUUCUUAUUGGUCAUUGUAUUUUCUAUGGUAUAGCACGAGCUGGUCUACGUCCAUUUUGUGCUAUAACUCUUGUUAUAUUAAUAUUUCAUAUACUUGAUAGUUUAAAACAAAAACGAUCACAUCUAGCAGAUGAUGAUAAAAAUUUAUGUGAAUUAACUCAACUUGUUAUACGUUCAUAUCGUCAUGCAUGUCAAACACAUGAAAAAUUAAAUACAUUGAAAACAGAAAAUCGUGUUAAAUAUUCAAUUAUUAUUAUUGUUAUUUGUCUUGCACUUGCAUUUAUUGGCGUUAAAAUAAAUGGUUUUUAUGUAUCGUAUAUAACUAUGUUAAUACUUUUUACAUUACCAGCUGUUGUUUAUCAUAAAUUAAUACCUAAAUUACUUCGACGUUUAGCACCUGUACUUGAACAACUUGAUCAAUCGAUGGAAUAUAAACGACGUUCAUUAAUUGAUCGAAAAGAUCUAUUAGUUAAAAUCGAUCGAUCUGGAUUGAAUAAUGAUGACGAUGAUGAUGAUGUUCGACGAUUAAAACAACAACGUGACAUAUUACAACAAGAAUUAUUACCAACUAAACAACGUCAACCAUUAAGUUUAACUGAUGAUGAUGAAGUAGAAGAUGAACAAAAAUUAAUUGAUACAAAUGAUCAAAGUCAAACAAUAUUAAAUUUUCGACAACGAUAUCAAAAUGAAGCUGUUGUACCAAAACAAAAAACAACUAUGGGUGAAUCAAGUUUUGAUAUGCUUAGUGAUUCAUCAUCAUCAUCAGUUGUUGAUGAUGAAACAACUCGUAUAAGUGAAUUAUAUGCGAAUGUUGGCGAUCGAAUUGAUGGUAAACAUCGUAUUAAAGUUAAAAAUGAUGAAUUAAAAAUUAAAGGACGUUCAAGUAAACAACGACCAAAAUUAAUGGAUGCACAAUAUUUUCAAUCGAAUAAUGAUACAUCAUCACCACCAACAUUAAUUAAUACAUCAAUGAUUAAUUCAAAUAAUGAACCAGAUUUAACAAGCUUUGAUUUUCUUAAUGAUUAUGAUGAAAAAGCAUAA